GCCGUCUUAUCUUCACAGUGGUGACGUGCAAAAGUUGCGUCUGGACGCAGGGAAGGCCGGGCGAGGCAGCGAGCGCGGGGAAAAGUACUGGCCUUCGUACAAUUCUAAGCGCAGCGGAGAGCAAAUCGAGCUGCAAUGCUCACACUUUCGAAUGCCUUCGGCUGCCCGGUCAGUUGCUGCUCGCAGGCUGCACCGAGUGUGCCGUCGGACAAUUCGGUGACGAGUCGAAUCACGAGUGCGGCUUCAUGUCGAGCCGCUGUCUCUGUGGGCAGCGGAAAUGGCCAGAAUUCGGAGGAAAGAUCCCGCGGUGCCAGCAGUGGCAGACGUCUCUUCAUUUCCAUGAUGUCGGGGACGGUGCUGCUCAACUAUCUCGAGAAGACUUCCGCAGCAGCUGAAGAGGUUAAUUUUGAUUCAGUAGCUUCAGAAUCGCUCGCAACAGAUCCUCAAGUUACCCCACCGGAAUUGGCACUUCCUGACCCGCCAGCGGUCGAAGGAGCCGCCACUGCUGAAGUUCCAGCCGCAUCCGAAGCAAACGCACCUGCCGGAAAUGCCCUCAUCCAAAGGGAUCGCAUUAAUUGUCACCAUUAGAGAUUGAGUGAGAUGAGCUGGUGUAGGAUAACGAAGUGAAGGUGAGGUGAUAAGCUCUGUGUUGGUGUCUGUGUGGAGCAGAACUUCUCGCAAGAUCUAAAGCGAACAAAGAAAAGAACGACAAGGCGCGACUGGAUGAUUACUACAGGCGCAACUACAAAGAGUACUUUGAGUUCGUAGAGGGAACAAUUCGUAACAAGAAGAAAGAAGAGCUGACAGAAGCAGAGAAAGGCAUUAUAGAAUGGCUUGCGAAGAACAAAUAACAGAAGUCAGGCCAAAAAGAAACGGUAAAUGUCCUCUGAACCAUUGAGAAGGCACGAGAUCUGAAGCAGAAGGUGCGCGUAAUCUGCGUCGUAGCAAGUUUACUGAUCUCCCUUCUCAAGUCCGCUACAUUUAACAAUCAUAUGUUUCUCAUGAGUCAUAUAUGGAUAUGUAGCUUAUUCCCACAACCACGAUUGUUUCUGUCCCUGCUGAAUGAUAAUUUUACACCCAGUGGCAUACUAUACUCAUAUCUAGAGCUGGAAUUCCUAGUCCCUUUCUCCAGAC
Messenger RNA from Marchantia polymorpha subsp. ruderalis, 1134 nucleotides. Lineage: Eukaryota; Viridiplantae; Streptophyta; Marchantiopsida; Marchantiales; Marchantiaceae. The record is from the annotation of a GenBank genome assembly.